AUGCCUUUACUGUCUGUGAAGCAUUACAACACCGUAUCGGAGCCAGAUAUUUUGAAAAUCAAUCCCGAUGAGAUCGCGCAUUUUAGUGGUCAAUCCAUGCGGGUACGCGAUGACACCGAGUUAACUUCUUCUGAUGAGGAAGAAGUGGAGUUAUUAGAUGGUGAAAUUACGAGGUCUGGGAAACGGUCGUGGUUUCAACAAGAAAGCAGACCUCACACUGCCUCAUCUAACCCCAAAGCUAGUACCAGGUCAAAUGAACAAGGGACAAGACCCAAAAGCUCAUCCCCGUUCAAGCGAAGCCUUAGCGCAUUGUUCAAGAAAGGCGAAGAUUUGGACAGUGACUUUGUUGUUGAUGACCCCACGUCCGUGGCUCCGAGAGAAUCAAACGCUUCAAAAUGUGCCUCGGACAUUACUAUCGACAAUAAUGUCCACUCUUCUCGGUUUUGGAGAUCCUGGAAGAUGCGGCAUCAUCAACAUCAUGAAAAGCCUUCGUUGAACGCCACAGCACCUCUUGACAACCAAGAAGAGAUCGAGAAUGGCCGUAAGAAUGACAUAAAAGCGGCGACGCCAAGUGACAGUGUCCGUGGGUCUAACAAGGCAAGACUUAUGGAAUUGGAAAUUGACGACGAUUUGAUGCAUUUCGAUCGUUUGGCAGCAGGUAAUCGUGCCAAGUCUACCGAGGAUGAGUCUAAUGAGCGGAACGACGACAAGGAAGCUGAAGACUUGCUUUGUGAAAAAUCCGUGAAAAUGUCGUCUCCAUUGACGCCUGUCGACGACGAAGCAUCUUGGGUUAACUCUAAAAAGGCUUUUGAUUUUGGUAGUUAUGAAAACAUCUACCAAACUUCAAAGGCCUACAUGACAGAAUCAUUUGAAUUCGAUUCUCUCCCGUUGCAAAAGAAUUCUCGUACUUAUGUCAAUUUUCUGAGUAUCAUUCAGCUACUUGAUGGAGCGCCGAGUGAAAUCUUGAAUAAGGCAUCACUCCUUGAUUUUUCCGGAUCACUAUUGCAAGUGUUGCAAAAGACGCUUCUUAGUGUUGGUGGUCCGCAAAAUGGUGUCACGCAGGACAAAGUUGUGGAGAGCAAUGUCAAGAAUGAACUUUAUUUGAUGGAGGAGAAAUAUGAACAAGCAAAACAAGAGCUUUGCAACGCCCGACUUGACAUUAACCGUCUAGAGCAAGAGAUGGAUGAAACCCAGGUUUUAUUGAAGAGAAAUAGAAGCCAUGCCUUAUCGUUGGAACAGGUUUUGGAAAAAGAACGAGAAUCAUGGACGGCUUUGGAAAUAGGAUACAAACGCAACAUUGACCAAAAAAUAACUGAAAUCAAAGUCUUAAAUGAGAAACAAACGCAGUUAAUAGCUGGCCAUGCUAUGGAGAAAGACAAUCUGCAAUCGAUGUUAAAUGAAUACAAGCAAGAACUGAAGAAUUCGCAUCAAACGCACGAGAAAUUGGUUGAUGAGUAUGAGCUGCAAACAAAAGAGUUUCGCAUAAUUACCAGCCGUUCUACGACUCUACAAGAGUCAUGUCAACAACAACAGCAACUCGCGGAAAAGGCUACACAAGCGAAUCUUACGUUACAAAAGGAUUUCCAGAGAGAGAGAAACAAAGUCCUGGAUCUUCGUCGUGACAACAGACUGCUCAAAAAACAGACGGAUUUGCUCACUGCACACAAGACCAAUGCGUUGCAAUUCAUGGCACAAAUUAUGAUGUCUUACAAAAAUGUCAUUGACAACCAAACCAUGAAAGAAUACGAUGAGUAUCUCGAAUGGCUCAAUAAAGACCAAUUUUCGGACAUUUCGAUUCUUAAGACCAAGAGAGAACUUUCAGACGCGGAACUCAGUAAACAAUUACAACAGCAGCGUGAUAAAGUUGCCAAAUUCUAUCAUGAUUUUGCUAAAAUAAAAGUUUUAGACCAAGUUUUCUCCAAACACGUAUCCUACAUGCGUUCGAACUCGUUCUUGUCUCAACAACUAAAGGGACUGCGUAAGCAGAUACAGGACAAUGAAGACUACAUUAAGCGUCUUUUGAAAGAUUGCAAGACGCAAAGGACAUUAAUUUCCAAACAACACAGCCGGCUUUUGAACAAGACAUCACCAGAUUCGGCAAGUGCAAACGACAACAACAGUAAAAUAAUACUUAAACCAUAA
Messenger RNA from Lachancea mirantina, 2142 nucleotides. Lineage: Eukaryota; Fungi; Ascomycota; Saccharomycetes; Saccharomycetales; Saccharomycetaceae. The record is from the annotation of a GenBank genome assembly.